Molecule: messenger RNA, 1383 nt
Organism: Darwinula stevensoni
Lineage: Eukaryota; Metazoa; Arthropoda; Ostracoda; Podocopida; Darwinulidae
Source: the annotation of a GenBank genome assembly
AUGGAGGAGGCAUACGAGAUAUCUAUUGCGGAAAACCUUCUAGACCAUGGGACAUACAGCAGGCGGCUACAAAUCUCCAGGUGUCUCUGGGUUCUCUUCCCUCUAGUCCUUGGUGCCCUGGGAGAAAGGAGACCGGAAUGCGGGGGAGUCUUGAGGGAAACUUCGGGUGAAAUCGAGUCGCCUGGCUACCCUCGGGAGUACCCCGUUGGGAUUGAAUGCAUCUGGAUCUUUGAGGUUGAUCAACCGAUAGCCCUAACUUUCGAAGAUUUCGCCCUCGACGGCAGCCGGGAUUGCCUGAAAGAACACGUUGAGAUUCUGGAAGGCGAAAAUCGAUGGACCUUCUGCGGGGAGAAUAAUCCGGGAACCAUAUUCAGCCAGAGCGAUCAAGUAACGAUCAUCUUCCGGAGCGAUGGAAACCGUGCAGUCAUCGGUAACCGUGCUGCGACCGGCGAACGCGGAUUCCGGAUGGCUUACAACAGCACCUGCGAUGAAGGGUGGACGUUCUUCCAGGGUCAUUGUUACUACUUCAAUGAUACCGGAUUAAGCGAUUUCGGACUGGAUGAAGCAGAGGAAGCUUGCCAGGAGAUGGGAGCCCACGUCGCCAGCGUCCAUUCGCCGGAGGAGGACGCAUUCAUCGCGUCUCACGGCACGAGGUCCUUCAACUACAUUGGGGCCAUCACGGGUUCCAGUUUCCCUUCUGACCGAUUCGACUUCGAAUUCCUGGAUGGCACUCCGACUGAUUAUCAGAAUUUCUAUGAACCCGGUUUCGAAAUGCUCUUCGGGCCCGGUUGGGUCGUAAACACCAUCGACCAGUGGAUGAACUUCCCCUGCAACGAAAUUCGCCCUUACGUCUGUGGUGAAGGUGCCUUUUCCUUUUACAUCUACGACUCGCCGAUGAAUUUCGAGGACGCCAAGGACGCCUGCAGGAGCGAUCAUGAAGAUCUCGUCAAAGUAUCGGAUCAAACGAAGAGGGAAUCCCUGUUGGUUUCAUUCCUGAACGAUAUAGAACCUCACAAUCCGGAAUUCUGGAUCGGUUUACAGUACGACCAGGCCUCUGGGGACUGGACCUGGGUCCAGGAUGGGUCUCUGGUCACCCUGGACAACUGGGCUCCCGGUUACCCGACUUCGGACGGGGGCGACUGUGCGGCUAUGGUCCCCUCCACCUGGGCAACCGUAGGUGUCUGGUCCAACGGCUGGACCUGCAAGAAACCCGCUGCAUCGCCGUGAUGUCCUUAUCUUUGCUCCUCUGCAUAAAUUCCAAUAAAUGACAUGAACGGAUGUUAUACUGUUUUUCGUGGUGGCUUUCUAAUUUUGGAGGUCAAUUACACGGUCGUGAGGUCGUGAGAGCAUGAACUGUAUACUCUUCCUUCGCGCUUAUGACGG